Musca domestica (house fly) is the source of this 1233-nucleotide messenger RNA. Its product is annotated as odorant receptor 85c-like. The coding region runs from base 1 to 1233 and encodes 410 amino acids. Gene Ontology annotation, cellular component: plasma membrane. Gene Ontology annotation, molecular function: olfactory receptor activity; odorant binding. NCBI's taxonomy places the organism in Eukaryota, Metazoa, Arthropoda, Insecta, Diptera, Muscidae. The record is from RefSeq and is a predicted model, not a curated record. Gene Ontology annotation, biological process: sensory perception of smell; detection of chemical stimulus involved in sensory perception of smell. The transcript is spliced from 4 exons.
AUGUUCAAGUUAAACAACUUUGAGGAGUUUUUCGUUUAUGUGGAUUUCAUCUAUGCCACCAUUGGCAUUGAAUCGUGGGCUAGACGGGAACGCAGGACUCGAUGCAAAAAAUAUCUUAAAACAAUAAUAUUUUACAUAAAUAUAACGAAUAUGAAUGUGGUUAUGUUGGCUGAAAUAUUAAAUCUGUUUUUAUCGACAACGGAUACUGUGGACAUUCCCGAUUUGCUCAUGUCCAUGUCCUACAUUGGGUUUGUAAUCAACUCGAGUUGGAAAAUCUAUAUGAUAUGGAAAAAGAGACCGCUAAUAGAAUCUCUCAUUUGUGAUUUUCAUGACAUAUUUCCGACGAAAUUGAUACUACAACAGGACUAUGGUGUCCAGGCGUACCUACGCAAGUGUCAUCGAAAGUCAAAAUUCAUGUCACUUUUAUUUGUUUUUGCCAUUUGGUUUUUCAAUCUGCUGGCCAUAUUGGAGUUCGGGAUUUCGUCAAGAAAUGCUCAUCACUCGCGAUCGCAACAGGAACUUCCCUAUUUCAUGUACAUCCCCUGGAAUUGGCAAAAUCAUUGGUCGUACUAUCUGCUCUAUAUCAUGGCUAGUAUGGCUGGUCAUACCACCGCCAUGGGUAACGUUUCCAAUGAUUUGCUACUAUAUUCGCUGAUUUCCCAACUUAUAAUGCAUUUCGAUUUUGUGGCAAAUACGAUGGAAAGCUAUGAGAUAGGGAGUGGUAGUAAGGGCGUUGCAAAAAUGGAAGGAAGGGAGAAUGGAAACGAUUUGGAAUUUUUGAAGAUUUUCAUAGAAUAUCACAGUCAUUUGUUAGGCCUAUCCGAUCGCUUGAACGAUAUAUUUGGACUACUGCUGUUCGUGCAUUUUGCCUCGGCAACAUUUGUGAUUUGCUUGCUGGGAUUUCUGAUGACAAUUGGAACUUCGUUUCUCAGUCUCUUCAAAUUAUCUUUAUUUUUGUUUACCAUGCUAAUACAAUCGGCAGAGAUAUGUUCCUAUGGUCAAAUGUUGAUGGAUUCGAGUCUAAGAGUAUCAACAGCAGUUUUAACUACCCAAUGGCUAAAGACUGAGGUAAGAUGUCAAAAAAUGUUGAUUCUAAUGUCUAAACGUGCCCAGAGACCGGCUCAACUGAAGGCCACAUAUUUCAUAUGGAUCUCUCAGGGGACAAUGAAUGAGCUUCUACAUUUGUCCUAUAAAUUCUUUACAUUACUAAGAACAAUGUAUGUUAAGAAGUAA